GUCCCAACUCCCAACAUUACGAGACGCCUCGCCGGCCGCGCCGCGCCCAACUCCUCUGAUCCUCUUCCUUGUCCCCACCCUCUUCUCCGAUGGCGACGCUGCAGCUCAACCACAUCGCGCGGGAGACCUCCGACGUGGCCCGACUCGCCGCCUUCUACGAGGCCGUGCUGGGGUUCGAGCGCAUCCCUUCGCCCACCUACUCGGGCUUCCAGGUCGCAUGGCUCCGCCUCCCGAGCUCCCCCGACGUCGCGCUCCACCUCAUCGAGCGGGACCCCGCCGCGGCACCCGUCGCGGUGGGGCCUGGCGCCGAGGGCGCGCCGCCGUCGCAGCUGCCCCGGCGCCACCACCUCGCCUUCUCCGUCGCUGACUACGACGGGUUCGUGACCGGGCUGAAGGCGCGCGGCACCGAUGUGUUCGAAAAGUCGCAGCCGGAUGGGCGCACGCGCCAGGUCUUCUUCUUCGACCCUGACGGCAAUGGCCUAGAGGUUACUAGCGCUGGUGCAGGGAAUGAGAAGUGAACAGAGACCAUGAUUUGCAGUCUACUUCUAUUUUAUCGUGCAAUACCUCAGCAAACCCUGCCUACAUGAUGCGAUCGAAACCGGAGACGUUCCUGGGUCAAGCUUCGUUCCGUAAAAUAAAUAAAUCCGAAGCACUUCAAAGCUCUACAUACUCGCCCUUGCUUGUUUGAGACAAGGGCUUGCGUUCUUGCUGCAUCUCAUCCGAGAUGAUUGUAAUCCGAACAAUGUGUAGUUAAUAAAAAUGUCGCUUUGCCCUGAAAAUGUUUUACGCUGUAACAUCGCUCUGUACGUGAUUGGAUUUCCUACAUGACAACUGGCUAAUGGAGUCUAAAUAAUUUCCUUGUCAUUCACUCA
Zea mays is the source of this 872-nucleotide messenger RNA. Its product is annotated as lactoylglutathione lyase. The record is from RefSeq and is marked validated. NCBI's taxonomy places the organism in Eukaryota, Viridiplantae, Streptophyta, Magnoliopsida, Poales, Poaceae. Bases 90 to 518 code for a protein of 142 amino acids. The transcript is spliced from 3 exons.